GUGGUGAAAGUUGGCAGCAUAUACUGUAGUGGUAUAGUCAGGAGUGGUGGUAGAAAAAUGAGAAAAAUACACACUCCUAGGAUCGGAGCAUGGUGUAGUGUAAUGGCCCGCGGAGGGAUCAAGGCUGGAUCGGUCCCCGGAGCUGCAUGGCGGACGCAUUUACUCGCUCCAAGCAAGAGCGAGAGCGAAUUUAGCGGGCGGAGAAAGAAGGUUGCUGGUUUAAAACACAGCCCAUGCCAUGCCCAACUCACUUUCGUGCACAGCUGAGCUCACUUUCCAGCGCGGUUGGGUUCGCUAGCUACGCCCUACGGUCUCCUGCCCUCCCUCCCCCGGCCCCCUCGCCAAACCAGACUCCAUCAACCAUCAUGCCGGCUCCGCUGUUGCAUGGAUCCAUGGCGCUCCCCCACCACCCCCGUGCCGCCGCCUAUGUAUAGUAGCCUUCCUUGUUAGCCCAUCGUCCAUCCAUCCCUCCAUCACCUCGUGUCUCUCAGCUCGUCGGUUCGUCGUAGCUAGCUACUGAGUGGCGAGGGACAGGAUGCAGGACCUGUUCUCGGUCCCCUCCUGCUUCUCGUCGGGCGAGAAGCAGCUGCCGGACGCGCCGGCGUCGGCGGCGCCGGCGACCAGGUCGGGCCAGAGCGCGGUGACGCUGGUGUACCGCGCGGUGAUCUCCGGGCAGAGCCGGCUGGUCACCGUCACGUGGUGCAGGAACCUGCUCGCCCACGGCAUGCAGGUGUCCAUCGAAGGGUCGGCCGGCGGCGGCAAGGACAAGAGCGGCGGCAGGGAGCACGGCAGCAGCAUCGAGGGCGGCGGCGGCGGGGGCAAGAGCUGCAGCGCGUGCAAGGUGGAGAUGCAGCCGUGGCACUUCUGGCGCAAGUACGGGGCGAAGCAGUUCCAGGUGGACGGCCGGGCCGUGGACGUGGUGUGGGACCUGCGGGCGGCGCGGUUCUCCGACGAGCCGGAGCCGGUGUCGGACUACUACGUGGCGGUCGUCUCCGGCGAGGAGGUGGUGCUCCUGCUCGGCAACCAGAACAAGGAGGCGUUCCGGCGGACGGGGUCGCGGCCGUCGCUGUCGCUGCGGGACGCGGCCAUGGUGUGCAAGAAGGAGCACGUGUUCAGCAAGAAGCGGUUCCUGACCCGGGCCAGGUUCCACGACAAGGGGAAGCUGCACGACAUCAGCAUCGAGUGCAGCAGCGGCAACCUCGGCGGCGGCAUGGACGUGGACAUGUCCAUCAAGAUCGACGGCUGCGUCACCGUGCUCGUCAAGCACCUCCAGUGGAAGUUCAGGGGCAACGACUGCAUCUCCAUCAACAAGAUGAAGGUGCAGGUCUACUGGGACGCCCACGACUGGCUCUUCGGCACCGGCAUGCGCCAGGCCCUCUUCAUCUUCAAGCCCCAGGCCCCCUCACCCUCGCCGUCGUCCGACGUCGACGCCGACGAGUUCUCCGAUUUCUGCCUCUUUCUCUAUGCAUGGAAGAUCGAAUGAGCUAAGUUAGCUAGCUAGGCGCCCGUACCCUACCUGCAUUCGUUAAUUUGUUGCUGCCGCCACAUUACAGAGCGGAUGAUGGACAUUUCACCAUGUUAUGAGCAACAUACUAGUACCAUGCAUGUAUGAAACGAUGUGUGAGUGUAACAAGAGGGGGAAUGAUGGAUUGUCUGUC
Messenger RNA from Hordeum vulgare subsp. vulgare (domesticated barley), 1658 nucleotides. RefSeq lists its product as uncharacterized. The record is from RefSeq and is a predicted model, not a curated record. NCBI's taxonomy places the organism in Eukaryota, Viridiplantae, Streptophyta, Magnoliopsida, Poales, Poaceae. The transcript has a single exon. The coding region runs from base 536 to 1483 and encodes 315 amino acids.